AGUACUGAUACAUGCUAUAACAUGAAUGAACCUUGAAAACAUUGUACUAAAUAAAAGAAGCCAGUCACAAAAGUCCCCACAUUGUGGGGCCUUUCUGUGAAAUAUCCAGAAUAGGCAAAUCCAUAGAGAUAGAAAGUAGAUUAGUGGUUGCCAGGGGAGGGAGGAAUUGGGAGGCAUGGCGUUUCUUUUUGGGGUGGUGGGAAUGCUCUUAGAAUUAGUGAUGAUGGUUCUACAACCUCGUGGAUACUAAAAGCCACUGAAUUGUUCACAGUAAAAGGGCAAAUUUUAUGUACAGUUUGUGGAUUACAUCUCAAUUUUUUUAAAAAGUAGAUUUUUGUGUCCUCACAUACUCCAUGCCUGGAAGGUUCUUUACCUUUUAGAUAAAAUAAUUCAAAGAUUACCAGAACAGAACAUCAUGGCUACAUACUAAAAAUUACAAUAAAGAUCUGAGUGUUUUUGCUGAGACUAUUUUUCCAAAACUGACAAAAAAUGGCAUAUGUAGUAGACAGCUUCUGUCACAUUUCUUCUUUCAAAAUCUUGUGAAAAUUUGUAUUUCUCAAUAUAUCAUUUUCAAAAAUUUUUCAUUUUUAUUUUUUGUUGUACUACUAUAAAUCUGAGUUGAAAUGUCUGAAAAUAUUGACAUAAAAUGGUAUUUUUGUUAGUUUCUCAUAAUAACAGCUUUGCAUUUAAUUUCAAAAGACCCUGUUUAUAAGUUUUUAUAACAGAUUUGUUGCUUAGCAUUAACUGGUAUGGUUUUAGAAUUAAAUAUUAUUGUACUGGAAUUUAUAAGGAGAGAAAUACUAGACAAGUUGAGGUACAGUGAAAGGAUGUUUUCAGGAACCAGGACAUAUAAUGCACAUUCAAAACUUCUGGAAAAUAUAGAAAAAUGUCUGCUUUACUGCAAACUAAAUUUUCCCUAAUAUUUUUCUUCAAAUUAUUUAAUGUAGCAAGAUAUAUACUUUGCUUUUAAAAUCUAACUUUUUAUUGACAUAUAAGUAACUUUUCAAUGCUCAGGUUUUCACUUUUCUAAAUACCAAAGUCAUUCCUCUUAAACAGUCUUCUUUCUUUUGCUCCUUGAAACUAAACACAGUUCAGGUAUUUGAUUAGUGGAUGCUAGAAUUUGACCUGGAGCUUAUAUAAUUAGAAGAGACACUAGUUUUCCUCAUUUAAAAGCCUAGCUAGCAUAUGACAGUCUCCUUUCCAGGGAAGUCAAACCUCUCUAGUGCUUCUUUUUAUAACCUUUAAGUUAAUUCAGCAUCCAGAUACGCCUUGAUCUGUGGAUGAUAUAACCACAGCAAGCAACAUGGGAACCUCUAAAGAAAUCAGGAAGACUUCACACAACAUGAUGUGAUGUCUGCUGGUGGAGACAGGCCAUGAGGUCCAGGGAAGAGGGGAUGGCCUGACUGGGGACAAUGAAGAUGCAAUCCUGAAGAAUAAGGCGGAGGAGAGAAGAAACAGGCACCAUGGAAAAAACCAAGACAAAACAAGGAGAGAAUGAACAUAUUCCGAUGAAUAAUCCUUCCACACAGAUUUACCAGGCUUCGAAGUACAAGUCUUCCCUGAACCUGCCUCCAGUGGGAGCCCGCCUCCAGCGGCAGGAUGGAGGGAUCAUAACCUCUCUAGAGCAGCUUCAUGAAAAAAUCAACGAGAUGAGGAACGUGUUCAACUCGCUGGAGAACAAGUUGCAGGCCCUAGCCUCUGAACUCAAAACUGGUUUCACGGAAGCAAUGCAAGAACUGUCAAGAAUUCAACAUGGAGAAUAUGCUUUGGAAGAGAAGGUUAAGAGCUGCAGAUGUUCCAUGGAAGAAAAAGUUACCGAGAUGAAGAAUUCAUUAAACUAUUUCAAGGAAGAGCUGAGCAAUGCCAUGUCAAUGAUCCAGGCCAUCACUUCCAAACAAGAAGAAAUGCAACAGAAAAUUGAACAACUUCAGCAGGAAAAGCGAAGAGAAUCUCGAAAAGUGAAAGCCAAGAAAACUCAAAAAGAAGAACACACCUCACCGGCUGGGCCUCCACAAGCACAAGGCAGUCCUUUCCGUUCGAUCAAUAUCCCUGAGCCUGUUCUUCCCAGUGAAGACUUUACCAACCUCUUGCCUUCUCAGGCCUAUGAAAAAGCCCAAGAGUCCCGAUCCAUGCAUGUAGGAGAUAGUAAUGUGAAGGGAAUGAUGGGUCCCGGAAUGAACCCAACAACUCCAGAAGCAGAAGAAAACCUUAAGUCUUGCCUCUCAGCUGAUAUCCAAUCCAAGGGCCAUCUCCCAUCUGGUGUGUGGAGGCAACUUAAGGAUGGUAAAGAAUGGGGUGAGGAAUACGUCACAAAAGACCACCCAGAUAAACUCAAGGAAACUAGCCAGGGCAGACACAGCUCCUUGGAAAAUGUAUUAUGUGAAACCUCUCUAGCUGCAAAAAGACAGACUGUGGCUCUAGAACUGCUUGAAUCAGAAAGAAAAUACGUCAUUAACAUCUCUCUGAUCCUGAAGAUCAAGGCAACAUUCCAGGGGUCAGACGGAAAGAGGAAUUCAAAAGAGAGAAGCCUCUUCCCCGGCUCUUUACGGUACCUUGUCCAGCAGCACCUGGAUCUGCUUCAUGCUCUGCAGGAAAGGGUCCUGAAGUGGCCGCGCCAAGGAGUCCUUGGAGAUUUAUUUCUUAAGUUAACAAAUGAUGAGAAUAAUUUUUUGGAUUAUUAUGUUGCCUACCUGAGGGACCUGCCUGAAUGCAUCUCCUUGGUUCAUGUUGUUGUUCUGAAGGAGGGUGAUGAAGAUAUUAAAUCUGACAUCUACACACUGUUUUUUCACAUAGUCCAGCGCAUCCCUGAAUAUCUGAUACAUCUGCAGAAUGUUCUGAAGUUCACAGAGCAGGAACACCCUGACUAUUACCUACUUCUGGUGUGUGUUCAGCGCCUUCGAGUAUUUAUCUCACACUACACCCUGCUGUUUCAAUGCAAUGAGGACCUGCUCAUUCAGAAACGGAAAAAGCUCAAGAAGUCAUCCAUGGCGAAGCUGUACAAAGGGCUGGCUUCUCAGUGUGCAAAUGCCGGGCAAGAUGCUUCCCCCACUGCAGGUCCUGAGGCCGUCCGUGACAGUGGGAUCCACUCAGAAGAGAUGCUGCAACCCUACCCUUCUACUCCCAGUUCUGGUCCUGCUGUCACACAUCUGAUGCCCCCAAUGAAGAAAAGCCAACAACAGCAAAGCCUGAUGGAGAGCAUGCAGCCUGGGAAGCCCAGCGACUGGGAGAUGGAGGGCAGAAAGCACGAGAGGCCGGAGAGCCUCCUGGCGCCAGCGCAGUUCUGUGCCGCCGAGCAGGACGUGAAGGCGCUCGCCGGGCCCCUGCAGGCCAUCCCCGAGAUGGACUUCGAGCCCUCGCCGGCCGAGCCGCCGGGCCACGUGGAGCGCUCCCUGCGCGCCCCGGCCGAGCUCCUGCCCGACGCGCGCGGCUACGUGCCAGCGGCCUACGAGGAGUUCGAGUACGGCGGCGAGAUCUUCGCGCUGCCCGCGCCCUACGACGAGGAGCCCUUCCAAGCCCCGGCGCUCUUCGAGAACUGCUCGCCCGCCUCUUCCGAGUCCAGCCUGGACAUCUGCUUCCUCCGGCCCGUCAGCUUCGCCAUGGAAGCCGAGCGGCCCGAGCACCCGCUGCAGCCGCUGCCCAAGAGCGCCACGUCGCCGGCGAGCAGCAGCGGCGCCUACAAGCUGGAGGCGGCGGCGCAGGCGCAGGCGCAGGCGCACGGCAAGGCCAAGCCGCUGAGCCGCUCCCUCAAGGAGUUCCCGCGCGCGCCGCCGCCCGAGGGCGUGGCCCCGCGCCUCUACAGCACGCGCAGCAGCAGCGGCGGCCGCGCGCCACUCAAGGCCGAGCGCGCCGCGCAGCCGCACGGCCAGGCCGCCGCCGCCGCCGCCCGCGGCGCGCCCCGCACCUUCUUCCCCCAACAGAGGUCCCAAAGCGAAAAGCAGACCUAUUUGGAAGUAAGGAGGGAGAUGCAUUUAGAAGACGCCACCAGGUUCUGUCCAAAGGACGAAAGAGAAAGCGAACAAACGUCUUUCAGCGAUCAAAACCCCAGGCAAGACCAGAAAGGGGGCUUUCGCAGCUCCUUCCGCAAGCUCUUUAAAAAGAAGGGCUUGUUUGGCUGGUGGCCCCACACACCCAGAAUGCUGCUUCGGGAUGAAGCUAGGCAUGGAGCCAGAUGCAACAGAAAACCUGGGAAAGGGUUCUCUUCCCUCUGAGACUGGGAGGGCCGAAUGCUCAUACCCACAAGGAUUCAAAAGGGAGAGUCAAGUUGACAUCAUAAAAAUAUCCUGAAAAAUGCCCAAGAUGUUUGGGGAAAAGGAUGCCGCUCUGAUUGUUUCUAUCUCAGGCACAUUUGCCCUGGGUAGAUACCAGGUCAUAUGUCCCUGAAAGCUGCCCAGAAUUGAUCAGAAUAAAGACUACAUAUCUUAAAGUUCGCAAAUGUUGUGACUUUAAAAAUUUUAAAUGAGGAUGCUUAGAAGCCAAGAACAGACCUAAUGUGAUCAGCUGAUGCUAGAGUGAAUCCUUAUCCCCCUGCCUUUGAGCAGGAUGGAAGGCAAACUAUCCCAUUCUAGAAGGAUCUAUGUGGAGGCUGUCAAAGACUUAAAUCUAGACUAUUCUGAAGUGUGUGGCAAAUGCUACUUCAUCGUUAUAUAUAAAUCUUGCACUUAGGUUAGUAAGUAUUUUUGGUUGGGGUGUGGCAGGGGGAAGAUGAUUAUGUAAGACCUUUUAGGAAUAGGGAAUGUAGAUGCUCUCUCUUUUUAUCCUCAAAUUUGGGGGGAGUGAAUGUUAAAGAAUAUGGCUUCCAAAUGAUUAGUUCUACUUCCUCACCUGUUCUCUUCCUCUUUAGCACUUUAUAACUUAACAUGCCUCAGAGUGUCUCCUUUCCAGUCAUCAACCUCCCUCUACCAGUUACCUCAAAAUCUCUCUAUUUUCUUAAUCACACAGAGAGAGUACUUCUGCAGGGCCCCAUAUAAUUGAAUGUCAGUGAGUCAUCUUCUUUUGGUGUCUUAUCAGCUGUUUUGCAUAUGCCCAGCCUCAGCUGUGGAGAAGACCAUGUAAUAGAAAGCAGGACUACUAAAGAAUCAAUGGACAAUUUUACCUUCACCUUCUUUUUUAUCUCCUUAAAGCCUAUCUCAAGUCCUUCUCCUAUUCUUACCCACUUUGAGGUUCAAUCUCAUUUCCCAUUUCAUUUCCUAUAUAAGUCUAAAAUUGAAGGAGAUUGUUGAAGGGAUAACAUUUUAGAUUACUUAAACCUGAUUACAAAGGUUUCUCAAUAGAUCAUUUGAAAUCAGUCACGUAGUUAAGGUCUUCAGUGUACUAGGUUCUGUCUAGCACAAAAGAAGUAAAAGAAAUAGUUCCAGCCUAUUAGGAGCUUACAGUCCAAAUGUAAGGGUAACCUAGCUACAAGGUUUAGUAUCUAGAACAUAGUAAGCACUCAGCAAAUAUAUAUUAAAUGAAUGCUCAUUUGCCACCUUGUUUGUUACCAGGGCCGACUGAUUUGGCCAACAGGAAGGGUGUUCCCCUGCUCCCUUACUUCUCCAUGUGUAUGUCUCCCAAAACUUUAAAGGUGGACAGUCUUUCCAAUCAGAAAACCAAGACUUCUGAAGUCAGAGGGUGCUGCAGCCUUAGAUUCCACCCCUCUUCCCUUCCCCGACUCCAAACAAACUUUCAAAGCUUAUUUGUAGCAAAUCUGUACUUGUAUGACCUACCCAACUUGUUAUUUUCUUUGUCUCUGUCAAUUGAGUGGAAGGAAUGUUAGCAACAGGUCUGUUCUCUCUCCGUCAAACACUUGGAUGGCUAUGUGUCAGAAUGUACUGGCAGCAGUUGUACACUUCCCAGCAAGUGUUUGCCUGCCUGUCCCUCUGUGUCUGCUCAGAUCUGCCCUGCAGUCAGCCAAAAUGGCCCAGGAGCUCAAAAGCCAUUCCUGUUUAAAGAGAAAGGGAAUAAAAGCAGAUACACUGGCCCUUUCUCCUAGAUUCUGCAGGUUAUUUCCCCGUAAUUUAGGUAUACAUUACUUCAAAGCCUAACAGCCACACCUUUGAAAGAGUGCAAAUGUUGAGGUGGCUUAUACCAUGUAAGCGUUAUAAAGCAGUCUGUUAAAAUUAUCUUUAAAAGGAUGAAGAUGAGCUUUUAGUCACGGCUACAGUAGAAUUCUGGAUUUUGAAAAGGAUUAGCAAGUUAGCCAUUAGUUAAUUAAUAUUUAAUAUCAAGAAACAGAGAAAUUCACACACGUGAAGACACAGAGAAGGUGAUUUGUGAGAAGAGCGGUUAAAAAAGAAAAAACUAAGCUGAGUUUGUGGACUCUGAAAACUAGACAGGGCGAUUUUGGCAUUUG
Equus caballus (horse) is the source of this 6328-nucleotide messenger RNA. RefSeq names its product Rho guanine nucleotide exchange factor 33 (gene ARHGEF33). The record is from RefSeq and is a predicted model, not a curated record. NCBI's taxonomy places the organism in Eukaryota, Metazoa, Chordata, Mammalia, Perissodactyla, Equidae. Gene Ontology annotation, molecular function: guanyl-nucleotide exchange factor activity.